Molecule: messenger RNA, 339 nt
Organism: Soboliphyme baturini
Lineage: Eukaryota; Metazoa; Nematoda; Enoplea; Dioctophymatida; Soboliphymatidae
Source: the annotation of a GenBank genome assembly
AUGAGAGCGGAAUCAAGCCAAACCUCAAGUCAGCCUCGUUUCUGCAUUCCGGUAUGCCGAGGGAACUGUCUGUCCAGAAAGCAAGCGAUUUUUCUGUCGCUCGAAGCUCACCCUCACCCUUGGACAGCCGUCUCAAUACCAACUUUCAAGCAAGGCACUGUUGGAACGGGCCUUAAUAACCGGCACCGUCUUAGUUUGCAGUCAGGCAAUACUUCGGCAGUAAAAUGGCGCCGUCCAAUCAGAAGCGAGGAACGACUUAUUUUAUGUGCUUUGAAAGUCGUUGAGGUGUGCAACAUGUGCGAAAACUACCCGAUCGACGAUCUAACCGAACGACCGUGA